This is a messenger RNA of Drosophila ananassae, 3039 nucleotides long. RefSeq lists its product as uncharacterized. The coding region runs from base 133 to 2964 and encodes 943 amino acids. The record is from RefSeq and is a predicted model, not a curated record. NCBI's taxonomy places the organism in Eukaryota, Metazoa, Arthropoda, Insecta, Diptera, Drosophilidae. The transcript has 3 exons.
GGGACUAGUUGGCUUUCAUUCAAAUAUCACACUUUCACACAUCCGUUGGGUUGACGUUCUUGUUUUCCUUAGCUGUUUAUUUCGCAAUUAUUCCUCGUUCUCCUUGAGUGUUGAUUGCUUAUUAGUAUUGCCAUGAGUGAGAUCGUAACAGCUCCAGAAUUGCCGGAUAUGUUGCAGGAGGGAACAGAACCGGAAACGUUGAAAAGAGGAACAGAACCGGAUGGGAUGCAAAAUGGAACAAAACCGGUUCUGUUGCAAAGUGGAACCGAACCGGAGUUGUUGCAAAAUGAAACAAAACCAGAUACGAUGCAGAAGGGAACAGAACCGUUUAUCCAGCAGAAUGGAUCAAAACCGGAUAUGCUGCAAAGUGGAACAGAAUCGGGUAUGGUGCAAAAUGGCUCAAAACCGAAUAUGAUGCAAAAUGGAACAGAUCCGGGUGUGUUGCAAAAUGUAACAGAACCAGUUGCAUUGCAAAAUGCAAAAGAACCGGAUAUGUUGCAUUUUGAAACAGAACCGGAAGUGUUGCAAAAUGAAUCAAAACCGGAUAUUGAGCAAAAUGUAAGACUAUCUGAGGUAACUGCCAACUCUGGCUCACAAUCAGUUUCCUCGCACGACGAAAGAUCUUUAAAGGAAAAAAUUACUAACUUCCAUUCCCAAAGGAAAUCAUUUUCCCCCGAAGGCUCCCAGAAGAGUGCGCACACAAAGAAGAAAACUAAGAAGAAGGGGCUAAAAAAGGAACCCAAAAAGACCGUGGUCGCCGCGAUUGCACCACCCCUCCGAAUGCAACAUAAUAAGGGGAAUAAAGAUAAAACCUCGACCAGCUCCCAAAAACCGAUGUCAAAUCUAACAACUGUAUCUUCGAGAACUAUACCUAGAUCUGGCUCUGCCAGAUCUGUAGGUAGAUCUGUACCUAGAUCUGUGUCUGCUAGAUCAGUAACUUCUUCUAGAUCAGCACGUAGUACUAGAUCUACAAUUUCACGCAAAUCUGUACCCAACCUGGUAUCCGCAAAGGGCUCUAAAGAAUCGUCACGGAGACAGAGUCGAGUAUCGUACCGGGCACGUUUCUCUAAAGGAUACCCCUUCGACUUGAUGAGUGUGGAUAGUUCGGACUCAAUGCCAAGUGUUAUAUCAACUACUUCGUCCAGGGUGUCCAGUGUCAAAGGUCGCAAAAGCAAAAGAAACGAGUUAAUAUCGAAAAAUCCGGAACCCUACAAAAUAUAUUAUUUGAAGCAUCUUCAAAACCUUGCGGAAGAAACGCCUGCUAUUAGUGAGGCAGACCCACUUCAUUUUGACGAGCUGUCAGAAUCCUUAGAUAAUCUUGAACCGAUUUCAUCAAAGAGCUCAAAACGGCCUUCACCCGCUUCGCGUAAGGAUACUGAGGAGGAGCUUCCAAGUAUAGCCGAGUCACUAAUUCCGGAAGACGAUGAUGCUGAGGAGGAUAUACAAGAGCUGCGAUAUAAUUUUCUGCAGCAAUUCAGAAGAGUUCCGAAAAUAGAGGAACUUUCGUCCUCAUCAAGUGUGGAGGUGCCUAUAUAUACUAAAAAGGAGUCCAUUCGAAAAAAGCAGGUCUCAAUGAACACGCUGGUAGAUUUUCGAGAAUCCACCGCAUUGGAAGAAUCUACAGACUGGCACCUAGAGGCGGAAGCAGAAUCUGCCAAGUAUUCUGGAAGCUCAAGCCAGAUCUCGGAAAUCAGUCUGAGCAGCCUGACUGACAGCGAUAUCGAGGUUAUAGUUGAGGGGAAAUCAUCUGUCGAGGAUGUGUCCCGGAGUAUGAUGAAGAUUGAGCCUCGCCACACGAGGAUAGACUACGAUGGCUCCACGUCUAGUUCACUUGAAUAUCGCAUGCAUGUAGCCACUCUCGAGGCCGUCGAAAACUUCCUGGACACCAUGAUCAACCAAAUUGUUGAUUUGGAAGAGCACCCGGAUGCCGUUUUGCGCCGGUAUCUGGACAAGAAAAGACUGCACAAGCGCUUGGCAGUGCUAGCUCAGGACUAUCAGGAGGAGAUAUACAAGAAUCAGAGCCUCGACCGACUGGUCACUGAGUACUAUGCGCGUAGAAAGGUCCUCCCCUUCAUCACUGAAUCAAAACGAACCCAGACGAUGAGCCAGAUGCGCCAUAGGGCCGUACUCGAGGAACUGGACUAUCGACUGGAGUAUAUGCGCGCCCUAAACGCUACCAAGAAGAAACUCAUAGCCAAACUGAGGGAGGAAGAACUGGCCGCCGAGGCUGUAAUGGAAGAAAAGAAAAGGAAAUUCGAGUCCAAGGUCAAGGAAACUCUGCUCAAGGAUGGUUUCGACCGCCUAAAGGGCGUUAUCGACGACAUAAUGAAGAAAAUGAACAGGACCCGGGACGAGGUGUCUGCGGUGCGGCGAAACUUGCUCUACAUACAACAUCGAUACGCGAUGUUUUCUACCUUGGCAGAGAAAAUGGAAUGUACUGAUGGGGGCCUGUCGGUGAACGCAUAUCUGUCUAAUCAGGCGCACAACCACUCCCUGCUCAUCAAAAUACAAGAAAAGGACAUCGAACUGAGGCGUCUCAGUGAGAUCGUCACCUACAACAUGCACGCAAUGGCGCACUGGAAGAAUAAGGAGACGAUGGCCAGAAAUAUGCUUAGCCAGUUGGCGUCCAGGCUCCUCGAGCAGCAAGAUGUUAGAAAAAAGUGCCGGGAUCGGCUUCACAAGGAAGUUCUGCACCACAACAAGCUGAAAAAGGAGCAACAGAACCUGCGCAGGUUGGGCUGCCUGAUGCACUAUCCAGCCUUGCUGAAGGACUACGAUGAGUGCGUUGACUUUUCAAAACACAAGAGGAAGGUCGUGAGGAAGCUACGGCUCGAACACGACCGCCUGGAGCGUAGGCUGACAGCGGUGGAAAAGGGAGCUCACGAGUCUAGUUUUAUGUCAGGAAUUUCCUUAUUACCCCAGAUGAGAAGCAGAAACAAUAGUAAAUCAGUGGGAGCAGAGUGAAAAUCAAUUUUUAGAAUUCGAGAGAUUAUUGUACAAUUUAAGCAUUAAUCAUACAUUAUUACAUCUUAGCUAAGA